Molecule: messenger RNA, 4360 nt
Organism: Biomphalaria glabrata
Lineage: Eukaryota; Metazoa; Mollusca; Gastropoda; Planorbidae
Exons: 15
Coding region: 700-3204 (834 amino acids)
Source: RefSeq, a predicted model, not a curated record
GAAAACAGAUUCUCUAUUGAAAAUGCAUUUUUCGAGUUCAAUAUUCAUUAUCUCUGAAUAUAGACCAUCUGUGGUAUAUUUGCUUUUACUGAUGGAUAGAUCUAUGUUUCUGGAAGCUUCAUUAGCAAAAUUUUUGUGAAAUUCGUUUUUAUAUUGAAUUUGUGCGUUUGUGAAUAUCAUGAAGUAUUGCCAAAAAGACAGACAACAUUUACUUUUGGAUUUAUGUGAUCCCAUUUCAAAAGGUAAGAAACAUAUUUUAGAAAUAUAACUCAUGUAUAAAAUACAUACUUAGUAUUUAAAAAUGAUUGUUGCACACCAUAAAGAAAAAAAAAAGUAAAUAAAAUGCUUCUUUUGUCUUAAAUUUGAAAAAAAAUAGCCUCGAUGCAAUUUUUGAAUUUGUGAUGUCGCCAAACAAUGUGUACAUUUUUUUUUAAAUAUUAUUUAUAUUUUGCAGAUUUUCGCUGUAAAACACUUAUUUUUGUAUUUCCAUCAUAAUAAUUUAUUAUUAUUUUUUUAUUUUUGGUUAUUUAAAAAAAAAAUAUUUAUAAAAUCUCGUUUUUUUUUAAACCAAUGAGAAUGGAGGUCGCCGGAACUAACUUCAUGACCUCCCUUUCAAUGUGCUUUUUUUAAAAAUCAUUCGCUCAGAAUAAUUCGAAGCGAUAGCAUCUAGCAAAGCAAUCUAAUUUGAGUAGAAAUAAAAUGUCUGAUGUUCAAAAUCGUCGUCACAAAUUAAAGACUGAAAAUCCAGAAAAGUAUGCGGAAUUGCUGGCAAAAGAAAGAGCAGCAUCACUAAAGUACCUGCACACAAAAAAAAAACAAUGGGAAGAAGGUAACCAUAGCCAGGCUGAAAUAGAAGAAUACAACGCUAAGAAAGAAAAAAAAAGACAAUAUAUCAGAGACUAUUAUUGGAAAAUUAAGACACAGAAGUCUCGCCAAACACGGAACAGUGCAGGUGCCACUCCCACCACUCCAAAAUCCGAUCAUGAAAAUAAGAGACCUAAGGAUAUGUCACCUAAUGAGUUAAGGAAGCAUCGAUCAAGCCAGAGAAAAGCCCAGAGAGCAGCUUUGAGCCAUCAAAAAAAAACUGCUAUAAGACUUAAAGAAAGAGAAAGGAAAAGAAAACUGCGUGAAGCAGCUAAGCUGGCUAGAAUUAGUAACAGUCCUGCUGGACUAUCUGAUAGAGUUGGACAUCUUAAACAAUCAGCUUACAACCUGAAUCAUGAAUUCAAAGCAAAGACCAAGAAACUUGCUAUGUCUCCUAUGGAAUAUGCCCAGACUGCCCUAAAUUUACUCAACCCUAGAACUCCAGAGAAAAAACAAGCUAUUAGGGAACUGCAAAGAAAACACCCCUGCCGAUCUCUUUUCAAUACUCAGGAGUCAGAUGAUCUGGACAUAGAAGAGGAACUUGGUAUUCAGCUGCGAGAUUCACUUUUGGAAGUACCUGAAGCAGAAGAAGAAAUUUCUAAGCCUGCUCACAAUAUGGUGCAGCUUUUCUACAUUCGUGAUGAUGUAUCCCGGAUGCUGCCACAUGCACGUUACUCGACAAAGCAUGGGGCUGCGAGAGUGAUGGUGCAAACUAUCAAAUCGGCUCAUCAACUGUACAAGAAGGAACACCCAUCUUUGCCUGUGAGCCUGACCCUUUUUCAAACUCUGCGACCAAAAAAUGUGAGGCUUUUGGGGUCUGUGCCAAUAGACAGUUGCCUUUGUGUGUACUGCACAAAUGUUCGUUUGAUGAUAAAUGCCUUAAAUAGGCAUUUAGGCUCAUCAGGUCAAUUACCUAAAGAAACUGAGAUGCUCAGGUUUAUGACCUGCCUUACAGAGAAGGAUUGGCCUGAUAUUAAAUGUAUCGAUGGAGCUUGUGUUGAGUGUGCCGACAAAAUGAGACCAUUCAAGAUCUUCUGUAGGGACAUAAUUAAAACACAAGGUGUCCGGUGGAAGAGAUGGGCCAAAUCAGAAGCUGGAAAACUGGAGCCCAUGGAAAAGGAAGGGUCCAUAAGGGACUUGCUUACAGAUCUUCAAAAAGCACUGGAGGAGCCUACAAAAGGCACAAGCUUUCUGCAGCAUCUAUUCACAGCAUUUUGGCAGUAUAGACAGUUUAAGAUUUGUAGAAGCAACCCUGAAGAAAAUGAGGUAGUAAUGGUUCAAGAUUUUGGAGAAAAUCGAAAAGCAGCCUAUGCGUCCGAAAUCAAGAGUGCACAUUUUGGGAAAACCCAAAUAACAGUGCACCCGGUGGUAUGUUUUUACCGUUGUGGUGAUCAAGUGGUCAGACACAGCAUCAUUUUUUUAAGUGAUGACAUCUGCCAUGAUCAUCAUGCGGUAAAAACAUUCACCAUGAGGACAUUAGAGCUGCUUAGAGAUAAAACCACAUUCUCCAAAAUCACCAUAUGGAGUGAUGGGGCAGCCAGCCAGUACAAGGGUAAGGGCACAUUCUGUGACCUUAGCAAUAUGCUAGGUCUUGAUGUGCAGAGGUGCUAUUACGGCUCCGAACAUGGCAAGGGUGAGGCGGAUGGUGAGACGGGGGUCUUGAGUCAAGCAAUAAAAAGAGCUGUCCAUGAAGGCAUCUCUUUCAGAGAUGCAAAGGACAUGGUUGACCACCUGUCUAAACUGAACUCAAACUCUCACAGGCAAUAUGUUCUGGUGAGUAACAUCGAGAGAGACAGUAAUGAUGAUGACUCACUUGCCAUCCCAGGUAGCCGUAAACUGCACCAGUACCAACGACUGGCUGCUUAUGUCCUAAGAGCCCGCCGGCUGUGUUGUUUUUGUUGUGCCUGCAGGCAGAACAAAUUCAACUUGUGCAUAAAUGCUGACAUUGUUGGGGAAUAUGAAAUUCACAAGUUGAAACCAAACGUGAAUGUCAUUCUCAACAAUGGCUUUUUAGAGGAUCCAGAUGUACAGAGGAAAAGUUCAGUUCCUGAGCCUGAAAGUUCUGUGCAUCAGCUAAAAGUGGGAGACUACGUCAAACUGCACUGCAGCAUAAAUAAAGUCAAGAAAAUUUUUUAUGCUGUUGUGAUUGUUGCUCCCGCUGAACAAAAUGCUGAUUUCAGUGUCAGGUUCUUAGAAAAAAGUGGGACAUCAUAUGUAUUUGGCGGCCAGAUGGAUGUUGGGCUAAUUGCACCUGGCCCCCCUGAUUUCUAUACAUGGGAAUUCAUUCCGCCAGAUAAGUACCGAUUAGAUAACCGGGGACAUCAUUUUUUUGGGAUAUAGUUAAUUUUUUUCCUCUGAAGGAUAAACACUAAAAUUGGGGUGGGGGGCGGAAAUCAAUUUUUAAAAUUUGAUAUUUGUUCUAGAGUUUUUUGGUAAAAGUAAAAAAAAACUAUUAGAAUCAAUUCAUUUGGUAACUAUUUGUCAAGUUUUAGGGAUGUGCUAAGUAGGUUUUUCAUGAAAAUUUAAAACUCCUUUGAAUAGUACUGUAUGAUUUUUCUUUUUUAAUUUCAUGUAUUAGGGUUAGGCAAUUUGUGAUUCUGUUGUGAAUACUGGUCCUAUGAUUUGCAUCUGAACAUCUGGGUCUUUAAAAAAGUGAUCAGCUGUGUAAGUUUCAUAAACCAAAAUAAAAAUUUAAAAGGUAAGUUUUCUUUUAUUUUGUACUAUUUAUGUAUAUAUCUUUAUACUUGUUUAAAAAAUGGGUAAGGAUUCUCGGCAGGUAAUCAUUAGACAUUUUAUAAUUUUUUUAUAAAAUUAAAAAAAAUAUAUAUUUUUAAUUCAUGUAUUUGUAUGCUUCACUUAUUGACACAUUUUUCUUUUUUAAUGUUUUUUUAAAUUUGUGAAAUACAUGGAUUUUCUGGGAUAACUUUGGUGAGUGAUGGAAUUUUCCUUCUGAGAGGUAAAUAUAUUUAAUUUGGUAAAACAUAUUUUUUUUAUAUUAAAUACUUAAGUCUGCUGCUAAUAAUUUUAUUUGUUUUGAAUUCCUCUAUUCCUGGGCAUUAAAAUCGAUGUAUAAUAUGUCAUAACUGUAACUGAUUUUGGUAAAUAAGCUUCUAUUGGUGAUUUAUGAGGGAGAAUUGUAAACUUUUUUUGGCGUUGGAUGGGGUCUUGGGUUCUUAAUUAUUAGGCAGUAUCCAUUAAAUAAUCAAUAAUUUUAUAUAUUUUUCAAAUCUUCUAUCAAAAUACAUUACUUUGUGACACAUUUUUCUAUUGCUAUUAAUGUAAAUUUGUGAAAUUCAUGGACUUCUGAAUACAUCUUCUGUGAGUGAUGGGUUUUUCAUAAUUAAGGGUAAGUGUACUUGACCUACUUUUUUAAUGUAAAAUACUUGUCUGCUGCUAAUAAUUUUAUUUUUUUUGAAUUCCUCUAUUCUUGGGCAUUAAAAUUGAUAUAUAAUAGGCCAAAUAUGUGGCUGUUUUUUUUUUUUAAGCAGAAAGAUAA